AUGGGUAGCCCUUUCGUUCUUUCUCGCGCCACAGGCUGGCGGCGGUCGGCUGCCGUUAAUACGAUUCUUCUCGCGCUUCUUUUCGCCGCCCUCGUCACCUCGACCUUCUUCGUUGGCGAGCAGACACAGUCGUUUCUGGGCAAUUACUUCUUUUACAUGGGCGACUGCGACAGGACUAAGAUUUACAGUUUAGUUACGCAUCUCGCCCUCAAUGUCGUGGCGACUCUGGUCUUCUCGGCGGCCAACUUUGGAAUGCAGAUUCUCAACGCUCCGACGAGAGACGAAGUCGAUGCCGCGCACGCUCGAAGCAGGUCGGUAGAGGUCGGGGUGCCUUCCCUGAGCAACCUCUUCUUCGUCCUAUCCAAGUUUAAGGUUUUUGCUUGGCUGCUCCUCAUGGUCGUUUCCCUCCCCCUUCACAUGUUGUUCAAUAGUGCCGUCUUUAUGACCGAUUUCCCUGGGCGAGAGUGGAACUUGACGAUUGCUGCGGAGCCAUUCUUGAACGGCGCAGACUUCUUCAUCCCCGGCGCUAGUCUAGCCAUGCCUGGAUUUGAGGAGGGAUACGGCCGGUUGAUUAAUGCUAGCACUCUCUUAACGGACGCCUCACGAAUGAGCCUAGAGCUCCGAGCCAUCGCGGCGACCGGCACGAAAUGGAAACGUCUAGACCCCGCGAAAUGCCGGAAAAAGUAUCUCAAGUGCCAUGGCGGACAGAAUUUCAAGGACCUCAUCGUCGUAGUCAACACUGCAGGAAGCACCGGCACAACCCAGGGCUGGACCCGAUCCCAAGUCUUCGACCUCGCACCCCCGGCCGCGGCGCAGUGGGAUAGACUCGUUCCGAGCAAUAGCAUGAAUUCGUUGUGGUUCUCGACCGCCUGUGAGAUGGUGUCGAAACCGGCAAAGGGUACCACGGCGUGCACGCAAACUUGCGCGAAUGCUCUUGGUAUCCACGACGAGUCCGACAUCACAAGCCCGCUCAACCCGCUGGGCGGAAAUGACACUUGGACGAUAAAAUUUCAAGCUUCGCCCAACCAGUUCGGAGACGUGACAACGGGCUUUUCGAGGGCGGGGUUCAAGUUUGGGGAAUUUAAUGAAUUGGAUGUUCAGUACUGCCUGGCCCAGGAGUCUAAACCGGUGUGUAAGUUGGGCGUGUCGCCCCUCAUGAUGGGGCUCUCGGCCUUGUGCAUCGCCUUCAUCGCAUCGCUACUACUAUUAAUCCUCAAGAACACUACCGAAGACACACUAGUAACUCCCGGGGACGCCAUAUCGUCUUUUAUCACGAAGCCGGACCCGACUACAGAAAACAUGUGCACAUUAACAAUAUCCGACAAGGUCGGUCCAGCGUCACGACUCUUUGCGAGAAAAAGAGGCCAAACCUUUGGUCUCGAAGCCCCCAGGGAAUGGUCUCGUCGCACGAACUACAAGGGCGCUAGCGUGUCUCCUCUUAGUUGGUUCCUAACGUACGCCUUUCAACUCUGGUCCUUGGGCGUCCUCAUUUUUCCUACUUCCGGUUUGGGCCGCGCAACACGGAAAACGGCCGGAUGA
Molecule: messenger RNA, 1539 nt
Organism: Parascedosporium putredinis
Lineage: Eukaryota; Fungi; Ascomycota; Sordariomycetes; Microascales; Microascaceae
Source: the annotation of a GenBank genome assembly